This is a messenger RNA of Vitis riparia (riverbank grape), 1470 nucleotides long. RefSeq names its product epsin-3. The record is from RefSeq and is a predicted model, not a curated record. Gene Ontology annotation, molecular function: phospholipid binding; clathrin binding. The transcript is spliced from 4 exons. Gene Ontology annotation, cellular component: clathrin vesicle coat; endosome; plasma membrane. Bases 104 to 1072 code for a protein of 322 amino acids. Gene Ontology annotation, biological process: endocytosis. NCBI's taxonomy places the organism in Eukaryota, Viridiplantae, Streptophyta, Magnoliopsida, Vitales, Vitaceae.
GUUUUCCCCAUUGCAAUAAGGUCUCGAUUAUUUGUCAGCAAUUGGGGUUUCAAACUAGGGUCUGAAAUUAGUGUUUUCUGAGGGAGUUGUGUUGGAGUGAAUUAUGGGAACCUUGUUCAUAAACCAGAUUAAAAGGCAGGCGGCAUCUUUUAUUCAAGAGAAAUACAGAACUGCUAGGCUGGCUUUAACUGAUACUACUCCAGCAGAAUUGUUGGCUGAGGAAGCCACAAACUGUGAUCCAAUUGGGCCUGAUGCCAAAACAAUGACUAUAAUAGCUGAGGCAUCCUUUGACAUAGAUGAUUAUUGGAGAAUUGUGGAUGUUCUUCAUAAGAGGUUGUUUACAAUUGAUUGGAAGCAAUGGAGGCAAUCCUACAAAACACUGGUGCUGCUUGAUUUCUUAUUAACUCAUGGCCCUGAAGACUUUGCAGGAGCAUUCCAAUGUGAUAGUGAUGUUAUCGAAGAGCUUGGAACAUUUAGAUAUGUUGAUGAAAAAGGGUUUGAUUGGGGAAUACUGAUGCAAAAGAAAUCAGAAAAGAUAAUAGAUCUCCUCAGGGGAGGGGAAACACUCAAAGAAGCACGUUUCAAAGCUCUCAAAAUAACAAAAGAAAUCCAAGGGUUUGGGAAUUACAUGGCAUCACCUUCAUCCUCUUCAUCUUCUGGGUCGUCAAGAACUUCUUCUUUUGGAUCAUAUUCUACCUCGAGUUCUGCCUGGAACGACAUAGAGCAUGAACUAAACAAAUAUGAACAUCAAUCACCCACAAAGGAUGCCCUAGGAAGCUAUGCUCACGGAGGAAUAUACGAAGACGGCAAGCCUACUACUUUCCAGCAGACUAAUGAGAAAUUUGAAGCAGCGCACCUUUGGGAUUGCACUUCAAUUCAAGAAACAGGCUCUUUACUUGAUUCUGAAGGCGAGGAGGAUGCAAAAAAAGAUGGUUUUAUAAGUGGAAUUUGCUCCAAGCUUGUGGGUAUCAGUCCUUCAAGGACUAACAGUGAGAAAGCCACUUUGAGGAAUUAUUCAGAUGUUGGAAGGGUAACAAAGAAAAAGUUCCAUCGCCAGUUUUCUGUACAGUAGUGGAAUCACAUGGAAAAGCACGUUUGUUAGGGAUCAAAUUAAGUUUCUCUUGUGUUUGAAAUGAGCUUGAUGUGCCUUAAUUGACUACUAAUUAAUGCUGUUGUGCUUGAGCUUUAGUGCAGACACAUUGCCAGAUGAUUCUUAUUCGAUGUUCAUGGCAUGGGAAUGUGUACGUGUUGAGGCGGGAACUGCUGUUACAUUCAUAUACAUUUGCUGUGCAGAAGAUCCCAUAAAUGUAGGAGUGUGCGAGUCAGGGAAGUGUUAAUCCACAAUCGGCUUGAUGCAUGGCCACAUGCAAGAAUCAAUUCCAGUUGUAAAUACUUCUAUUCAUGUUUAGAAAACUCAAGACUGUUGUCAGUUUUAAUCUAUGAAGGCCCCAUUGUUUCCUUUUAGCAUAU